UUUAGUGGUCAAUUCUGUUGGAGGUGUUUGGGGCCAUCUGAAGGUCACGUAUUUGGAAACUGUGUUGCUCCGAGUCUUGAGAGGAUAGCAGCAAAACCAGUGAGUUCGUGUUUGGAUCUCUGGGAUGCGAGUCAGAUUUCACUUGCGCUAGCUAAAUCCGAGCUAGAAGCUUUCGAACCGACUGACUUGAAGGAGGAGCAAGACAUUAAGGUGAUAAGACAAGGACUCAUGUUGAUUGUUCAGUGCAGACAAUUCCUUAAAUGGAUCUGUGUGUACGACUAUCUCCACACAGAUUGUGAUAUGGCCAAGAGAGAGUACCUGCGAUUCCUGAAAGAACACGCGGCUACACUUGUCCAGAGUUUCUCAGAGACUAUAAAGAAGGAAGCAGAAAGGGCCAAAACUCUUGGUUGCGAGAGGGUCAAGUUA
Camelina sativa (false flax) is the source of this 426-nucleotide messenger RNA. The record is from RefSeq and is a predicted model, not a curated record. Lineage: Eukaryota; Viridiplantae; Streptophyta; Magnoliopsida; Brassicales; Brassicaceae.